This is a messenger RNA of Rhizopus microsporus ATCC 52813, 1164 nucleotides long. RefSeq names its product ribosomal protein L5. NCBI's taxonomy places the organism in Eukaryota, Fungi, Mucoromycota, Mucoromycetes, Mucorales, Rhizopodaceae. Gene Ontology annotation, biological process: translation. The transcript is spliced from 2 exons. The coding region runs from base 35 to 838 and encodes 267 amino acids. Gene Ontology annotation, molecular function: structural constituent of ribosome; RNA binding. Gene Ontology annotation, cellular component: cytosolic large ribosomal subunit; ribosome. The record is from RefSeq and is a predicted model, not a curated record.
GGCAUCCUAAUUUUUUCUCUUCAAGAGAGGAACGAUGGCUUCAUUACUAAGACGAGUAUAUAGACAACCUCAGCUCUUCCGCUCAUUCAGUACAACUGCCACACCUGCCUCUUCACAUGGCUUGAACCGAUUAAAGGAAUACUAUGAUAGCACUGUUGCCGAAGACCUCAUGGUCUUGGGCUACGAUCACAGUCGUGUUGCACCUUCUACUUCUAAAUAUCUCGACAUUGAAGCUAAAAUUCAACACAUUUUACAACAAGAAGGCCCUGAACCAACAAAGGAACCCACAGAAUAUGUUCACCGUACUCGAAAGGGUGGUAAGCCAGUCAAACCCAUUCAACCCUUAAAGAACGGUCAAAUCAUUCCCAAGUUGGACAAAAUCACACUUCAUGCCAUGGUCAAAGAAUCGAUUCACAACAAAAGUAAUCUAUUAAGUGCAUUGAUGGCUUUCCAAAGCAUCACCGGUUGUCGACCAGAAGUUGUCUAUGCCAAGAAAUCAGUAGCUAAUUGGAAAUUACGUGAGGGCAUGCCUAUAGGUGUUAAAGUGACAUUAAAGGGAGAGGAAAUGUAUCAAUUCAUGGAUAAAUUGAUCGAAAUUGUGCUUCCACGUCUUAAAGAAUGGCCAGGUUUGUCCAUUACGGCCGGUGACGGUAAUGGUAAUAUUGCCCUUGGUUUUCCACCUUCAGCACUUGCCUUAUUCCCUGAAAUCGAAGGUUCAUUUGAUGUGUAUCCAAAGAUGACUGGGUUCGAUGUAAUUUUUAAUACCACGGCUUAUACAAAUACAGACGGCCGUUUGCUACUUUCCGCAUUUUCUGUACCAUUUAGCAAGAGGAAAUAAUAAAAAUAAAAUAAAUAUAGAUUUUAUGUACAUUAAACAAAUGUGUUCUAGCCACCUUUUGUGUUUUCAAGGACAAGCUAUACUUCUUUCAACUUUUGUUACAAUCACUAGUAGUCCAUAUCAAAUAAGCAUUCGCUAGAUCACUUGCAUUGAUAACCGUCAGAUAUGACUAAUGAGUUCAUAACACUAGGUUAAACAAACAAAUAAACAAACAGACCAGUAAGGCUCAAUAGAGUCGUGUGCAUCUUACUUCCAAAGGCAAAGUAAGCACAUUAAUAUCCGAAGCUCCCUCCUUUUAAUGUGAAGUACUUCCUUUUUUGUUGUAC